Dermacentor albipictus is the source of this 2112-nucleotide messenger RNA. RefSeq lists its product as uncharacterized. The record is from RefSeq and is a predicted model, not a curated record. Gene Ontology annotation, biological process: developmental process; regulation of transcription by RNA polymerase II. Gene Ontology annotation, molecular function: protein dimerization activity; DNA-binding transcription factor activity, RNA polymerase II-specific; RNA polymerase II transcription regulatory region sequence-specific DNA binding. Lineage: Eukaryota; Metazoa; Arthropoda; Arachnida; Ixodida; Ixodidae.
AGCCUUUCUCGUUUCGACAAGGGGCGUUUGAAGACAGCAGCUUCGCAGGGUUUUAUUACUCUCUCCGAACAAAGAAGACCUUGAUCAGUUUCGUUCGGCCCUGUGAUACGCUCGGGAAAUUCAGAGAAGUUCUGUGGAUUGCUCACGGUCCAGACAAGACGGCAGCAAAGGGACGAGUGACCUCUAGUGGGACAAGAGAUGAUUGCGAUACCUCGGAAGUCCUGAUGCACAGCGUUAAGGCGACGUGUUGCGUGAGGUAACGACGGUUGGGGCCACGCAUGCGCAGAGGCGACGACUCUUCACGAGCUCAGUGAUGUGCUGAACGCGGGGGCGGUGUUUGAUGGUGACUGCGUGGCGUACUAGGGCGGAGCGGCGUAAACUUGGUUCGGUCGCCUUGUGAAGUGUUUAUUAUUAUUGCUCUGUAUCUGAUGACAGGACAGACCGAACUGUCGAUAAACGACGUGGCUUUCGUGCACGGCGGAAACUCACUCGAGCUUUACUGCUGAUUUCUCUGGCACGCACUGAAAGAACAUUGUUGUGAUGGAAGACUUUCUCAGUCUGGACUUUGACACGUCUGACUGCUCUUGGAAGCUGUGGGACGGCAUCGAACAAGAACCGUGUUAUUUUGAUGGCCUCCUGGAGCUGGACAUUGUGUCUGAGCUCGGCCUGUGUACUUCCUCGUCGGACGACACCUCUCUGGGUCUGUCUCCUCUGCUUGAAGAGCCACCUGUCCUGACGAAUGACUGCUGCCAGCAGCACCUGCAGGUGACGUUGCCCGAAAGCGAGGCAGACGCAAGCCCCGACGCGUGUGACGUGACCACGGUAGCCUCGCCGCUGAACGUCUACGACGCCACUACCGCGCUUCCCAAGGCUAGAAGCCAAGCCAAAGCCACGUCCCGGAACGCUGCCCGGGAACGUAGCCGGGUGAGGAGUCUUCGCAGUGCUUUCCAGGCACUGCAGAGUUCGCUGCCGUCUGUGCCUCCGGACACCAAGCUCUCCAAGCUGGACAUCUUGGUCCUAGCGUCCAACUACAUCGCGCACCUGGGGGCGUUGCUCUCUGACGAGGAACAGCAACAGAGCGAUGACAGUUCCGCGGAUGACUCCACGGGCAGAGAACUCGAAUCGGCCAGCAGCCGGAGCUACCUCCAUCCCGUCAAGAAGUGGCCUAUGCGUUCCCGUCUCUACGCCGGUGCCAAGCCAUACGCAGACGAGAGAACCAGAAGGCACGUCAGCGACCUGUUCCAGACGAAGAAGUCUGCAAAGAACGUCUGGAGGCGCCAGGACUCAAGGACGUAGGCGACCUACGACGAAGAGUGCAUGCGCCAAGUGCUGCUGCUACUGAAAUCACGAUGGCAGCUACGCUUGAUGUGUUCGGACUCUGUGCAGACUAGAAACACGUUUGGGGACUGUAAUCGUGACGUUGUGCGAUUGAAGGAAGAAGUCGCUUCGCGGUAAUAACGCGUAAAUGAUAUUCAGCCCCCGAUACAUUCUUUUUUCUAUGAGUGAUGGAUCAGCUCUGUUGUCGUGUCUUCCUGGGCGAGCGCUACGUAUGGUCCGGACCGAUUUGGGAAACGGCUACGGACUUAUUCGCACUUAUGGUUUUAUAUGUGAGUUUUGCAUGCCAUAUGGCCUUAAUAGGCGUGACAGGGAACGUCUACACUGGGUUCGUUUAAGCACGACAAUCACUAUGCAUUUCCUAUUUAUAAUCAAACAGGCAAGGCCACCAAUGUGCCUUGCGUGCAAAGUGCUGGGAAACGUAGCCCCCCUAUCCUGCGCUUGCAAGCUAUAUACACGACAAAGAAUGGCAUUAAUGCCCGUACUCAACAUUCACCAAAUGCCGUCCUUUGAAUCAGGACACGUCCUUGGCCCGAGGACUAGCGCUGCCUGUGCAUCUUGCGUGACGAAAGAACUUUGGUGUUUCCUUAGAGAGACUGGUGUCAAUGAGAAAAUUUAGUUAGGUGUUAAGUGCUGCGUUUCGUGUAAGUUGUGCAUCCGCAUUGUGCACUGUGCACUUAAUUUCAUUCUUUGUCCUAUUUAUCUAGAGCAGCAUGCUAGGCAUGUCGCAUGGAAAACCCAUCCAUGAUCCAUUAAAGAGCGUCCUCUCUCUCUCUA